Aureobasidium subglaciale EXF-2481 is the source of this 787-nucleotide messenger RNA. RefSeq lists its product as uncharacterized. The transcript is spliced from 6 exons. Lineage: Eukaryota; Fungi; Ascomycota; Dothideomycetes; Dothideales; Saccotheciaceae. Bases 35 to 697 code for a protein of 220 amino acids. Gene Ontology annotation, cellular component: cytosolic large ribosomal subunit; ribosome. Gene Ontology annotation, molecular function: structural constituent of ribosome. The record is from RefSeq and is a predicted model, not a curated record. Gene Ontology annotation, biological process: ribosomal large subunit assembly; translation.
CCGUACACCCAGCGACACCACAAAUACCGCAAAAAUGGCUCGCCGUCCCGCUCGUUGCUACCGCUACUGCAAGAACAAGCCCUACCCUAAGUCGCGCUUCAACCGCGGUGUCCCCGACCCUAAGAUCAGAAUCUUCGAUCUUGGCCGCAAGCGCGCUGGUGUCGAUGAGUUCCCUCUCUGUGUCCACCUCGUUUCCAACGAGUACGAGCAGUUGAGUUCCGAGGCUCUUGAGGCUGCCCGUAUUUGCGCCAACAAGUACAUGGUCAAGUCUGGUGGUGGCAAGGACUCCUUCCAUCUCCGUGUCCGUGCCCACCCUUACCACGUCGUCCGUAUCAACAAGAUGUUGUCUUGUGCCGGUGCCGAUAGACUGCAAACUGGUAUGCGUGGUGCUUGGGGUAAGCCCAACGGUACCGUCGCCCGUGUCAACAUUGGCCAGAUUCUUCUGUCCCUCCGUUGCAAGGACUCUUCGCGUGCCCACGCCAUUGAGGCCCUCCGCCGCUCUCAGUACAAGUUCCCCGGUCGCCAGAAGAUCGUCAUCUCCAAGAACUGGGGCUUCACUCCCCUCCGCCGUGAGGAGUACGUCGCCAAGCGCCAGGCUGGUGCCGUCCGUGUCGAUGGUGCCUACGUCCAGUUCCUCCGUAACAAGGGUCCCCUCGAGUACAACAUGCGCCGUUUCCCCGACGCUUUCUCCGCUUAAGCGAAGUUACCGAUACCCUGUUCGACUUGAACGCGAAGGACUGAUGGGCUUUGGUGCAUUCCGGCGUGUCGAGGCUUUCUAAAAUUACCA